This is a messenger RNA of Purpureocillium lilacinum, 954 nucleotides long. The record is from RefSeq and is a predicted model, not a curated record. NCBI's taxonomy places the organism in Eukaryota, Fungi, Ascomycota, Sordariomycetes, Hypocreales, Ophiocordycipitaceae.
AUGGUUAAGUCGCCUGAGGCCACUGGAUUGCAACCAGCCCAGCGCUUGGUGGCUUUCCUUAUCCUCAGACUCGGGGCCUUUGCGCAUAACCCACUCAGGCCGUAUGCGGAAUGGACUUUUGACCUCCUGACGCAUGCCGCGAUGCUGCGUUUGGACUCCGUCAUGGAAAUCCGUGCUAGCCUCCUCGUCGUUCUUUUGAUCAUCUACUGCCCUUCUCUCGAGGACGGGUCUCAGUACCGCUACAUGAGCUCCGCCUGCGAGAGGCUGCAGCAGAUGAUACAAGAGAAAAGAGUCGACCCCACUGACCCUGACAACCUCGUGCUGGUUUGGGCAUUUGUUCUCCUCUACUUUGACAUUAUGCCCGGCAAGCUUCUCCCCUGCGUACAGCCAAUCUUGCAGCAACUGCCGAUGGAGCUGCCGCCUGAGGGACUGUUACCCCCAGCUCGACAGAUGGCUGAAAGCAUCAUCAAAGUUUGCUACGCUCGCGCCGUAUCGCCAAUACCUUAUGCCCACGUGGUGGCUUCUCUUGACCAGCUCACCAAUCCUGGAAGUCCGACUGCAGAGGCGACAUCGCCGCAUGUCAAGGCUCGGUUAUAUGCCAUGAACGUGUCCAUGUCACAGGUGUCUAGCGGCAGCGUGCUAAGUGCAGACAUGCGACUUGAGGCUGCCCGAUAUGAACUCGAUGCUAUGGGGCGAUUCUUACAGACUGUUCGCAAGCUUCGAGAUUUCGAACGGCGGUACUUCCUCGAACGCGAGUACGAGUAUGUCAUGCAGCUGGCUCGAGCUUAUGAUUGUGGCAUUAUCAGCUUCGAGAAAUGGACGGAAUGCUCGACCGGUCUGAGGGACUUUCUGGACGAGCAUCCCAAGCCGGCGACGAAGUUUCAACUGGUCACUCGGACCAAGGAAGGGGCGUUCGCAGCUGCAUCAACUUGCAUGGGCCGCCUCAGCAAGUAA